This is a messenger RNA of Mesorhabditis belari, 1515 nucleotides long. The record is from the annotation of a GenBank genome assembly. Lineage: Eukaryota; Metazoa; Nematoda; Chromadorea; Rhabditida; Rhabditidae.
AUGGUGACAAUUUCAAAAGAAGAGUGCCAUUUCGUGUUAUGGUGUCACUUUUGUUUGGCUUUAAUCUCUCUUGCUGCUUUUGGACAUAUUCACUAUCGAAUUCAUUCAUUAAGAGAACAAUGUGAAGUCGAUUUAUCCGAUAAAUAUAUCUAUGUGACUCAAAAAAGGAUUCGACGAGAGACGAAAAUUCAACGAUCGACAAAUCGAAGCGAGAAUCCGAUGCAUUUAUGGUUGACUUCAUUGUCGAGAGUCAAGGUGAAUGAGUUGUUGGAUAAAUGCAUCGGCUUGCACGAAUAUUGUACAGAUGAAGCGAAUACUGAACGUGGGAAGACUGGACAAUCUGGACCACCAGGGCCACAGGGAAAACCUGGACCUCCAGGAGUUGCAGGAAGGGCCGGUCUCUCUGGAAUCCCUGGACAUUAUGGACCAAUAGGUCCACCGGGAUCUCCUGGAAGAGAUGCUCAAUGUAAUGAUUGUCCUGUGGAUGAGAGACUUCUACUUGAGAGAACACUGCAAUGUCCUACUUUCACCAAUAUGGAUUGUCCAGUUCCGUCAUCGGAUCCAGAGCCAGUAAUUCCAAAAGGACUUCAACGACUUCUCCCUGUGGCUGUUCAACAGCUACUUUCUAAUAACUCAAUGGAAUUGGAGAUGUGUUUGAAGGUUUGCAUGAAAGCGAAUGAAACCGACUAUGAUCUUUUGGAGGAGCCAGCGCCAACAGAGAUCGCUUAUAUCCAUGGCGCUACAGCACAUUGUAAAUUGCAAUCAGUCGGAAAGUCAGUUUUUCACUCGCACUCUACCACGUAUUAUGGUAGUUGGAUGAGAGAUGCUUACCCUAGAAGUGGAGAUGAUAUGAUGAAGCGUUUCCUCGUCAAUCACUUCCAAGGCGAUGAAAUUGUUGAAUACCCGACGGAAGCAGAAAUGCGAAGAGAAAGGCCAAAGAGAAUCCAUCAACUUCCACACAUUUACGAUGGAACAAAUCAUGUAAUGUUCAAUGGUUCUUUCUAUUUCCAUCGAGCCGGAACACCGAAAAUUGGGAAAUAUGAGUUAUCAACGCAAAAAUAUGAUGAACUCGUGAUUGAAGGUGCAACACAUAAAGGAGAUAAGUACCUCUUCAACGCUUCACUCGCUUAUUUCGACUUGGCUAUCGAUGAGAACGCUCUCUGGGUUCUCUAUCACUAUGAAACAGAACCAUUUCUUUCAGUUGCAAAAGUUGAUAUUGGAAAUUUGACUGUUUACGAGACCCACAAUCUCACCUUGGUCAAUCACACGAAUUUGGCGAAUGGUUUUGUCGUCUGCGGGGUUCUUUAUCUCGUGGAAAGCUCAUGGGAUCAAGCUUCGUAUAUCUCGACGGCUUACGAUUUCUAUCGUUUACAAUAUUCAAAGCCAAACAUUAAAUGGGUGAAUCUGUAUGGAAAUGCGAACAUGAUCUCCUAUAAUCCGUACGAUAAACGACUCUAUACUUACGAUCAUGGUUAUCUCCUCACAAUGCCUGCUCAUUUACGAUGGUUAUCGAAA